Molecule: messenger RNA, 585 nt
Organism: Trichoplax adhaerens
Lineage: Eukaryota; Metazoa; Placozoa; Uniplacotomia; Trichoplacea; Trichoplacidae
Exons: 2
Coding region: 1-585 (194 amino acids)
Source: RefSeq, a predicted model, not a curated record
AUGGAUAUAUGGCGAGGCAGUGGAAAUAAAAAUACUGCCAAUCAUGAAGAUCAAAGGCGACAGUUGCCUUCUGCUGGCGAUAGCAAUGCAGGCCUUCAAUAUACUCCCAGCACUGGAAGUAAUCCAGCCAAUAAUGUGCCUCCAAACUUUUCAUCUGCCACUUACUCCGAUCCUUCGGAAUCGACCCAUUACAGCAAUCCAGUAGGAAAUACGGCUCUAUUGCAGCCAUCCGCCUUUCCUUCGCAAGCAUAUGAUACUCAAUAUUCGCCAGCUGUGACCAAUCCUCCUACAAAUCCACCUCCUUCAUACAAAGCUAAUGAUGCAACUCAACAGCCUCCUGCAGUUGGAACGAACGUUCCUCUCGGUCAAAUGCCUAUAGCUGUGUCGCAUGUGAUGCCUGUUGUACCUGUAAUUAGCUUGUCUUAUCCAAUCAUUCAGAAAAUUACUACUCUAAAUCAAUUAGAGGCAAUACAUUCACAGUCGAUGGAUUGUCCGUUCUGCCAAAAAUCUAUUAGCACUGGAAUUCGAUAUGUAUCCGGCGAUACAACCUAUCUCAUGGCGGCACUCUGCUGCUUUUUCUUGUAA